This is a messenger RNA of Symphalangus syndactylus (siamang), 7118 nucleotides long. RefSeq names its product pseudouridine synthase 7 like (gene PUS7L). Gene Ontology annotation, biological process: pseudouridine synthesis. Gene Ontology annotation, molecular function: RNA binding; pseudouridine synthase activity. Gene Ontology annotation, cellular component: nucleus. The record is from RefSeq and is a predicted model, not a curated record. Lineage: Eukaryota; Metazoa; Chordata; Mammalia; Primates; Hylobatidae.
ACGUCUUGCGUAAGGCGCGUCUUUACGUGGGCGCCUGCCCCUUUAAUUACGCCCCUGUCGGAGGCUGAAACACUUAAGGCUUCCGGGCAUGCGCACAGCGUUGUGUAAAUGAAUGCCUUCCACUGAACCGAGGCACUAUUAUAGAAGAAUGGAAGAAGAUACAGAUUAUAGAAUCAGGUUUAGUUCUUUGUGUUUCUUUAAUGAUCAUGUUGGAUUUCAUGGCACUAUGAAAAGCUCACCAAGUGACUUUAUUGUUACUGAAAUUGAUGAACAGGGACAGUUAGUUAAUAAGACCAUCGAUGAGCCUAUUUUCAAGAUUAGUGAAACACAACCUGAGCCAAAUAAUUUUCCCAAAAAACCAAAACUAGAUCUUCAAAAUCUGUCCUUUGAAGAUGGAAGAAACCAAGAAGUUAAUACUUUGAUUAAGUACACUGAUGGUGACCAAAAUCAUCAGUCUGGUUCAGAAAGGGAAGAUACUAUCGUUGAUGGAACUUCCAAAUGUGAAGAAAAAGCUGAUGUUUUAAGCUCGUUUUUGGAUGAAAAAACUCAUGAGUUACUGAAUAAUUUUGCCUGUGAUAUAAAAGAGAAGUGGCUUUCUAAAACAGAGCUAACUGGACUACCUCCUGAAUUCUCAAUAGGCAGAAUCCUUGACAGAAACCAGAGGGCUAGUUUACACAGUGCCAUUAGGCAGAAAUUUCCAUUUUUAAUAACUGUAGGAAAAAACAGUGAAAUUGUUGUAAAACCAAAUCUUGAGUAUAAAGAACUUUGUCAUUUGGUAUCUGAAGAGGAAGCAUUUGACUUUUUUAAAUAUUUGGAUGCAAAGAAAGAAAAUUCCAAAUUUACCUUUAAACCUGAUGCAAACAAAGACCACAGAAAAGCUGUCCACCAUUUUGUCAACAAAAAGUUUGGAAACCUUGUGGAAACCAAAUCUUUUUCUGAAAUGAAUUGCAGUGCUGGUAAUCCGAAUGUGGUGGUAACAGUAAGAUUUCGGGAAAAAGCACACAAGCGUGGGAAAAGGCCUCUUUCUGAAUGCCAAGAAGGAAAAGUUAUAUAUACAGCUUUUACCCUACGAAAGGAAAACCUGGAAAUGUUUGAAGCAAUUGGUUUUUUAGCUAUCAAACUUGGUGUUAUUCCUUCGGAUUUUAGUUAUGCAGGCCUUAAAGACAAGAAAGCCAUCACCUAUCAAGCAAUGGUUGUUAGAAAAGUGACUCCAGAGAGGUUGAAAAAUAUUGAAAAAGAAAUUGAAAAGAAAAGAAUGAAUGUCUUUAAUAUUCGGUCUGUAGAUGAUUCCCUGAGACUUGGUCAGCUCAAAGGAAAUCACUUUGAUAUUGUCAUUAGAAAUUUAAAAAAACAAAUAAAUGAUUCUGCAAACCUGAGAGAGAGAAUUAUGGAAGCGAUAGAAAAUGUUAAGAAAAAAGGCUUUGUGAAUUACUAUGGACCACAGAGAUUUGGGAAGGGAAGGAAAGUUCACACAGACCAAAUUGGACUAGCUUUGCUGAAGAAUGAAAUGAUGAAAGCCAUAAAAUUGUUUCUUACACCAGAAGACUUGGAUGAUCCUGUAAAUAGAGCAAAGAAGUAUUUUCUUCAAACUGAGGAUGCUAAAGGCACGCUUUCAUUAAUGCCUGAAUUCAAAGUGCGCGAGAGAGCAUUGUUGGAGGCAUUGCACCGCUUUGGCAUGACCGAGGAAGGUUGUAUCCAGGCAUGGUUCUGUUUACCCCAUUCCAUGCGCAUAUUCUAUGUUCACGCAUAUACCAGCAAAAUUUGGAAUGAGGCAGUAUCUUACAGACUUGAAACCUAUGGAGCAAGAGUAGUGCAGGGUGAUUUGGUCUGUUUGGAUGAAGAUAUUGAUGACGAGAAUUUCCCAAAUAGUAAAAUUCACCUGGUAACUGAAGAGGAAGGAUCAGCUAAUAUGUAUGCAAUACAUCAGGUGGUUCUUCCAAUACUUGGAUACAAUAUUCAGUACCCAAAGAACAAAGUAGGGCAGUGGUACCAUGACAUACUUAGCAGAGAUGGACUACAGACAUGUAGGUUUAAAGUACCUACUCUGAAACUGAAUGUACCAGGAUGCUAUAGACAGAUUUUGAAACAUCCCCGUAAUCUCUCAUACCAACUAAUGGAAGAUCAUGACAUUGAUGUCAAAACUAAAGGUUCCCACAUUGAUGAAACAGGAGCUGGAGACACAGAAAUGAACAAGACAGAGAAUGAUCCUUCUAGUGAAGAUGGUGGGAGGGGGCUGGUAAACAAUAAACAAGAGAGCUUGUAUCGCUCCACCCCCAGCUCCAGUUGGCUCAGAACAGAGGAGAGAGAGAGAGAGAGAGAAUUUGUUUGACAGAAAGUAAGGGAAGAGAAUGACAGUCUCUGCCUGGUAAUCCAGGGAAAUCUUCUGGACCUUUCCAAGACCAUCAAGGCAGCAUCUCUGUGAGUCUUCAAGAAGCACAAUAUUAAAGGGCAUGUGGUGCCCCUUAACGCAGAUUCAGCUUAGAUCGCAAUACCCACAUCAUUUCAAACAUCUGGAAAGACUUCCCAAGAAGGAUAAAUAUAAACAAGCCCAGAAUGAGAAGACUACAAUAAGUCCCUAACGCUUUAAUGCUCAGACACAGACAAACAUCUACAAGUUUUAAUACCAUCUAGGAAAACAUGACCACACCAAAUAAACUAAAUAAGGAACCAGGGACCAAUUCUGGAGAAACAGAGAUAUUUUACCUUUCAGAUAGAGAAUUCAAAAUAGCUGUGUUGCGGAAACUAAAAGAAAUUAAAGAUAACACAAAAGGAAUUCAGAAUUCUAUCAGAAAAAUUUUAUCAGACAAAUCCGAUAGACAAAUUUUAUUAGAACCAGGGAGCAAUUCUGGAGAAACAGGAUAUCUGACAUUUCAGACAGAGAAUUCAAAAUAGCUGUGUUGAGGAAACUCAAAGAAAUUCAAGAUAACACAGAGAAGGAAUUCAGAAUUCUAUCAGACAAAUUUAACAAAGAGAUUGAAAUAAUUAAAAAGAAUCAAGCAGAAUUCUGGAUCAUAAAAAUGUAAUUGGCAUAUUGAAGAAUGGAUCAGAUUCUUUUUAAUAGCAGAAUUGAUCAAGCAGGAGAAAGAAUCCAUGAGCUUGAAGACAGGAUAUUUAAAAAUACACAGUCAAAGGAGAUAAAAGAAAAAAACAAUAAAAAUAAUGAAGUAUGCCUUCAGAAUCUGGAAAGUAGAGUUAAAAGAGCAAAUCUAAGAGUAAUUGGUUGUAAAAAGGGAUAGAGAAAGAGAUAGGGGCUGAAAGUUUAUUCAAAGACAUAAUAACAGAGAUCUUCCCAAACCUAGAGAAAGACAUCAAUUUCCAAGUACAAGAAGGUUAUCAAACACCAGGCAGAUUUAACCCAGAGGAUACUACCUCAAGGCAUUUAAUAAUCAAACUCCCAAAAGUCAAGAAUAAAGAAAUAAUCCUAAAAGCAGCAAGAGAAAAGAAACAAAUAAUAUACAAUAGAACUCCACUACAUCUGGCAGCAAACUCUUCAGUGGAAAGCUUAUAGGCCAGGAGAGAGUGGCAUGACACAUUUAAAGUACUGGAAGAAAAAAAUUUUAAACCAGAAUAGUAUAUCUGGCAAAAAUAUCCUUCAAACUUGAAGGAGAAAUAAAGACUUUCUAAGACAAAUAAAAGCUGAGGGAUUUCAUCAACACCAGACCUGCCCUACAAGAAAUGCUGAAGAGAGUAUUUCAAUGACAAAUAAAAGGAUGUUAAUGAGUAUUAAGAAAUCCUUUGAAGGUAGAAAACUCACUGGUAAUACAAAAGCACACAGUAAAAUGCAGAAUAUUAUAACACUGUAACUGUGGCUUGAAAACUACUUUUAUCUCAAGUAGAAAGACUAAACAAUGAACAAAUAAAAAAUAAUAACUACAACAACUUCUCAAGACACAGGUAGUACAGUAAGCUAUAAAUAGAAACAACAAUAGUUAAAAAGUUGGGGGACAAACUUAAAGAGUAGAGCCUUUAGUAGUUUUCUUUUUCAUGUUUGUUUGCUUAUGCCAACAGGGUUAAGUUGUUAUCAGUUUAAAAUCAUGUGUUAUAAGAUAGUAUUUGCAAGCCUUGUGGUAACCUUAAAUAAAGAAAUAUACGAUGAAUACACAAAAAAUAAAAAGAAAGAAAUUAAGUCACAUCACCAGAGAAAAAUCACCAUCACUAAAAGGAAGAAAGUAUAAAAGAGAGAAAGAAAGACCAAAAAACAACCAGAAAACAAAUAACCAAAGGCAAGAGUAAGUCCUUACUUAUCAAUAAUAACAUUGAAUGUGUAUGGACUAAACUCUCCAAUCAAAAGACAUAGACUGGCUGAAUGGACAAAAAAAAAUACCCAAUGAUAUGUUGCCUACAAGAAACACACUUCACCUAUAAAGACACACAUAGACUGAAAAUAAAAGGAUAGAAAAAGAUAUUCCAUGCCAAUGGAAAUCAUACAAAAGAAGGAGUAGCUAUACUCAUAUCAGACAAAACAGAUUUCAGGACCAAAACUAUUGACAAAAAAGGCUACUAUAUAAUGAUAAAGAAGUCAGUUCAGCAAGAGGAUAUAAUUGUAAAUCUAUAUGUACCCAACAAUGGAGCACCCAGACAUAUAAAGCAAAUAUUAUUAGAGCUGAAGACAGAGAUAGAGCUGAAUUUAAUAAUAGCUGGAGACAUCAAUACUUCACUUUCAGCAUUGGACGGAUCUUCCAGACAGAAAAUCAAUAAAGAAACAUCAAACUUAAUCUGCACUGUAGACCAAAUGGACCUAACAGAUAUUUACUGAACAUUUCCUUCAACAGCUGCAGAAUAAACAUUCUUUUCCUCAGCACAUGGAUCAUUCUCAAGGAUAGAUCAUAUGUUAGGUCACAAAAUAAGUCUUAAAGCAUUCAAAAAAUUGAAUUAUCUAGCAUCUUCUCUGAUUACAAUGGAAUAAAACUAAAAAUCAAUAAUGAGGAAUUUUGGAAACUGUACAAAUACAUGGAAAUUAAACAGUAUGCUCCUGAAUUACCAGUGGAUCAAUGGAGAAAUUAAAUAGGAAAUUGAAAAUUUUCUUGAAAUAGCAAUUGUAAGGCAUUGAACUCAGUGCUGUCCUGUUAGACCAAACUCACUUGAUUGAUGUCUACCCACAGACAAAGCAUUUAAACCAGCUCUAGCCAGAGGGACAUCGCAGAUCCCUCUGGACUUGAGUUCCCACAAACCUUGCCACUGAGGGCCAAAGUGCUCCCAGUCUCUAAAUAAACUUGAAAGGCAGUCUAGGCCAUAAGGACUGCAGCUCUUAGGCAAGUCCUAGAGCACUUGGCCCAGAGACAGUGGACUGGGGUUACAUGUGACAUACUGAGACACUAGCUGGGGUAGCCAAAGGAGUGCCGGCAUUACUCCUCCCUUAAGUCCAGUCUGCACAGCUCAGGGCUCCAAGAGACAUUCUCCUGUUUGAGAAGAGGAGAGGGAAAAGUGGGGAGGACUUUGUUUUGCAUCUUUGGUACCAGCUCAACCACAGCAGGGUAGGGCACUGGUCAGAAUCAUGAGGCCCCUUUUCCAGGUCCUAGCUCCCAGAUGACAUUUCUAGACACACUCUGGGCCAGAAGGGAACCUGUUACCUUGAAGGAAAGGACCCUGUCCUACCAGCCGAGAUUGGGCCACUGUACUCCAGCCUGGGUGACACUAGUGAGACCCUGUCUCAAAAAAAAAAAAAAAAAAAAAAGGACUCCAUGAAGAAACUAUUAGAGCUGAUAAACAAAUUCAGUAAAGUUGCGGGAUAUGAAAUCAACAUGCAAAAAUCAGUAGCAUAGCCUUUCUUCCUUUCUUUUCUUUUCUUUUCUUUUUUUUUUUUUUUAGCUUGAAGGAGAAGGGAGUUUAAUAGGCAAGAAAGAAGGGGGAAGAAAAAAUAAGAAGCUCUCCUUUACAGAGACAGAGGGAGGGGGACUCCAAAGCCGAGAGACAGAACCCCACCUGCCACUGCCCUUGUGCAGAGGCUGGAGGAGGCGGUGUCUGUUUUUCACAGGGCUCAGGGGAUUGGUUCGACUAGGCAUGUCAUUCACAUAGCAGGUGAAAAAGCUGGCCCUUUCACCCUAGCCUUUUAAUAUGCCAGUGGAGGACGCCAUGAUGUUCUCCACACGUGGGGAUAUGUGAGGGAAGCCAUGUUGUCAGGAACAUGCGGGGCAAGGGCAAGAAGGCCGUGGGAAUCUCCAUGUUGGGUGACCCAGUUUCUAACAGCUGGCAUUUGCAUAUUAAAGGUUGCUGGCCUGGCUCUAAGAGCCGGGGCUUUACAAGAAACUUUUCCGGAGAUGCUUUAAAAAAUGAAAACUUCCCAAGACCCCUUUUUCUCUCUAUUUGCCUAAAAUAAUUUCUUAAUAAUUUCUUAAUAACUCUUACAACAUUCCUCCCUGUGGAGAUGCCACACUGACAGCUGUUAGGGUGUUUUGGGGGAUGACUCUUUCUGGCUACUUCCUGCUGAAAAGGGGUGUUGAAUGGGGAACAGCAGCUAGGGCUCCUCCUGGGGUUGAUUUAAGGGUCCUCGGAAGAAUGGCAUGUCCAUGUGUGGUUCAGUUUGCAGCACCAUUUGGAGUUUGAUUGCUUCUAGGCGAGAAGAAACAAUUCAAGUUAUAGUAUUGAGUAUACAAGGUCUAGAUAUUAAUACAAGACAUAUAAGCAAGAGAGGGCUUAAUAAAGUGACUAACCAAUUCCAUAAAGAAGACUGGAAUUCAUUAAAGAGGGAUUGUAGCCACCCAGGGCUGGAGCUGGCAUUUUCCCUGAGCCUGUUAAUAAUUUUGAUUUGAUUUUUAAGUACUUGUAGAUUUUCCUUUACUUUACUAGAGGUGUUAAUCCAAAAGCAGCAUGUUUCAUUUAAAAGUGCAUCAGUAAAUUCAAUAAAAAGUCCUGGCAGACUUAAUGAUAGUAAAACUUUUAUGCUUCCUUUUUGUUUGUAACUAUUAUCCCGGUUAUAAGGUUAAUAAUUAAGCAAAAUACGACAGCAAUGGAAACUCUGUGUCCAAUAUUUUAGUUAGAAGUGCCACCUUGUAUAACCCUAUUGCAAAUAGUAGAGUGAGUACAGCAAUUCUCACAAGUGUGGUGUAGUAAAUAAUUUCCAUUUAAAAGUUUAUUUGCCAAGAUACAGAAUUUUCCUUUGGGGGGUCUAUGAAGUUCCU